AUGGCUGGCAUGGGCGCCAAUUCUGGAGGUCCUGUCCAAGCCGGCGCAAUGAGCAUGAUGGGCGGUAAUAAUCCGCCAAGCGAUACUACUCAGCUACUGAAUACUUACAUCUACGACUACCUUCUCAAGAACCAGCACUGGGAGCUUGCCCGAGGGUUCAACAAGACCUUCAACUUGAACAUCCAAAAUGGUGGAACAAAGUCGAGCCCAGGCCAGCGCAACGUGAAUGGGGUUGACAGCUCUAUGGAUGAAGAUUCCAAAGAUGAUGAGACGCGACCUUCUGACUUGCCCAAGCCUUUGAUUCCUGGAAACACUGCCUCGGACAAUUCCUUCCUCUUUGAUUGGUGGUCCCAGUUCUGGGAUGUUUUCGCAGCACAACGCGCAAAACCAACGAGCAAUACUAGGACUGCACCUUAUCUCGGAUUUUCUAAACAACAAGCACAGAUUCGCAAUGACCGAAAUGGCACUAUGAUGAACGUAGCAAACAUGGGCGGCAUGAUGCGACCCGGCAUGAACCCACAGCAUGCUGAAAUGCAGAAGCGCAUGCUGGCCGCGGGAAACAGGCCGAACAACCCGGCAAUGCAAGCAAUGCAGCAGGCGACACAGAAAAAUAUGAUGAAUGGCAUGCAGAGAGACGCUUCCAUGGGUGAACAACGUCCUUCGCCCCCUUCAAAUGGUGAAAAUGUACCAUCCCCAUCAAAACGCCCCCGAGUCGAAGGAGGCUUCAAUGGCCAGGUGGGCCCCGGAGGUCGAAGCCAACCAAUGCCAGGUCAACAAAUGGGUGCGACAUCAGGUCCCGGUGGUGGUCCAAUGAUGAUGGCGAAUGGUAUGCAACAAGGCGAAAUGGGACCGAAUGGCUUCGGCUUCAAUCCGCAAAAUCAACAACAGAAGCCCAUGGACGGAAUGGGUCCUAAUGGACCACAACAGAUGGGUGCCCAAGGGAUGGAAGGUCAAGCAGAUCUUUUCGCUGGAAAUGCGAACGCAGGUCGUAUGGCAGGUGGGGGACCUAACCAACCUGGCGGUCAAGCACCUCCCGGGAACCAUGCUCUUCAGGACUACCAGAUGCAAUUGAUGCUCCUCGAACAACAGAACAAGAAGAGAUUAUUGAUGGCCCGUCAAGAGCAGGACAACCUGACCCAGGUUCCGCACGCAGGUGUCGGCGGACAGCCAGGAUUCGGAUCUCAAGCAAUGUCUCCACAGGGCAGUCGCGCAGGUCCAUCCCCAAAUCCAGCUGAUCAGAUGAAACGAGCAACACCAAAGAUUGGUCAGACUGGCUUGCCCGGCUCGCCGAUGCCUGAUGGAAACAUGCAAGGCAACAGAGCGUCACCUAUUCCGAACGGGGCCGGCCCUUUCGAUCCCUCGCAAAUGCCUCCUGGGAUGCCCCCUCAAUACUAUGCGGGCCAGAUGGGAGCCAACGGGAUGAGACCUCCAAGCUCGCAUCCGAAUCCCAACUUCGGCAACGGUCCUAUGAACCCGGCGCAGAUGGAAGCUAUGCGGCGUCAACAGCAAGGACAAAUGCCCAAUGGCAUGUGGCCUGGUGCCCCUCAUAACAUGAUGCCACAGAACCCUGGCCAGCAGCAACCACAGAUGGGAACUCCACAACAGCGCUCUAUGCCACCUCCACCAGCCCCGCAGGGUUCUGGCGAACAGCAACGAACGCAGCCACCUUCUCCUCAGCCAAACGCCAAUGCACCCCCGACUCCGUCUCAAACCAACAAAGCUGCUCCGAAGGGUAAGAAAGAAAAACCUGAAGGCAAGAAGAAGAACCCACCAAAGAAGAACUCUGUUGCGGCAGGUGCAACACCGGCCUCUGACGCGGACCCUCCUCCGACUCCAACGCCUUCGACACCAAUUACGCCAAUGCAUGCCAGUUCGUUCGCAAAGAAUGGACAGCCACAAGGUGGAAAUAACCCGAAUCAACAACAAACUUCGCAGCCCGCCCAGCAAGUCGUUCAGCCCUCCAUGGAUCCCAACGCGGGGGCACCUUUUGGCACUAUUGAUAGCAACGAUGGUGGCAUGGAUCUCAACUUUGGCUCUCUCGAUGGUCCUGACGUUUUGGAAACGUUCGAUUUCGACUCGUUCCUACACACAGAAGACAACAGCGCCUUUGCCUUUGGCGACUUCAAUACCGGAUUCACGACUGAUGGUGUAGAAGCUGGCGACAUGAACUAG
This is a messenger RNA of Pseudovirgaria hyperparasitica, 2172 nucleotides long. RefSeq lists its product as uncharacterized. The coding region runs from base 1 to 2172 and encodes 723 amino acids. Gene Ontology annotation, cellular component: nucleus. The record is from RefSeq and is a predicted model, not a curated record. Lineage: Eukaryota; Fungi; Ascomycota; Dothideomycetes; Acrospermales; Acrospermaceae. The transcript is spliced from 5 exons.